CACGCCCAAUCAGUAAUCAGUUUACGUUGAUCCGAGCUGUCAUGCAGGGCGUUUGCAGCAAUAAUUUAGGAAACUGCGGUGGUAUUUAGUGUUUUAAUUUGGACUUUUGGUGCUAAGGGGAAACGAAAUAGGUGCCUGAGGCCCCGGAGCCGAAAAUUGACAAGGUGGCCAGCCAGAGCUGGUGAAAAGGGGCAGCUAUGACGACUGAUAUCAGUAUAGUGCGGUGGGAUCCCACCUUGCAGCAACAAAUCGAAGAGGACUAUGAAUAUGAUGGAGGAAACUCUUCUUCAAGACUGUUUGAGAGGAGUAGAAUUAAGGCUUUAGCAGAUGAGCGUGAGAGUGUUCAAAAGAAAACCUUCCAAAAAUGGGUAAACUCCCACCUGGUGCGGGUUAACUCCCGCAUUGUAGACCUUUACACAGACCUUCGGGAUGGAAAAAACCUGAUCAAACUCCUUGAAGUUUUAUCUGGUGAACGUCUACCUCGCCCUACCAAAGGCAAAAUGCGUAUCCAUUGUUUGGAAAACGUAGAUAAAGCUCUGCAAUUCUUAAAAGAGCAAAGGGUGCAUUUGGAAAACAUGGGAUCACACGAUAUCGUAGAUGGAAAUCCCAGAUUAUCGUUGGGGUUAAUUUGGACGAUAAUCUUACGUUUCCAGAUCCAGGACAUUACCAUCGAGGAAACCGAUAAUCAAGAAACAAAGUCUGCGAAAGACGCUUUACUUUUGUGGUGUCAAAUGAAAACUGCCGGGUAUCAUAAUGUGAAUGUGAGAAAUUUCUCCACUUCAUGGAGGGACGGGCUGGCAUUUAAUGCCCUAAUUCAUAAGCACAGACCGGAUUUGAUACAAUUUGAUAAGUUAUCCAAGUCUAACCCUAUUUAUAAUUUAAAUAAUGCCUUUAACGUCGCCGAAGAUAAGCUUGGCUUGACAAAAUUGUUGGAUGCUGAAGAUAUUUUUGUGGAACAACCAGAUGAAAAAUCCAUUAUCACUUACGUGGUGACGUACUAUCAUUACUUCAGUAAGAUGAAGCAAGAGACAGUGCAGGGCAAACGUAUCGGUAAAGUUGUUGGAAUCGCCAUGGAAAAUGAACGAAUGAUCAAAGAGUAUGAAGGUCUUACAAGUGAUUUACUUGCAUGGAUUGAAGCGACUAUUGCAGCUCUAGGCGAACGAGAGUUUGCAAACAGUUUGGUCGGGGUACAGCAGCAGCUAGGACAGUUUAGUAACUACCGAACCGUAGAAAAACCACCGAAAUUCGUGGAAAAGGGAAACCUAGAAAUUCUAUUAUUUACCCUUCAGUCAAAAAUGCGUGCUAACAACCAACGUCCAUACACUCCAAAGGAGGGCAAAAUGAUUUCCGACAUCAACAAGGCCUGGGACAGAUUAGAAAAGGCCGAGCACGAGCGAGAACUAGCCCUUAGAGAAGAACUGAUUAGGCAAGAAAAACUUGAACAAUUAGCCGCUCGUUUCAACCGUAAAGCCAGCAUGAGAGAAACCUGGCUCAGCGAAAAUCAACGAUUAGUCUCGCAAGACAACUUUGGUCAAGACCUUGCGGCAGUAGAAGCGGCUGCCAAGAAGCACGAAGCAAUCGAAACUGACAUUUUCGCUUACGAAGAACGUGUACAAGCGGUCGUGUCCGUCGCCGCCGAACUAGAAGCCGAAAACUACCACGAUAUGGAGCGUAUUAACGCUAGAAAAGACAACGUACUGCGCCUCUGGAAUUACUUAUUGGAAUUGCUUAGGGCACGUAGAAACCGACUAGAUUUGUCGUUGCAGUUGCAGCAAAACUUCCAAGAAAUGCUGCACAUUUUAGAUGCCAUGGAGGAAUUGAAGGCCCGAUUACUGGUGGACGAUUACGGCAAACAUUUGAUGGGAGUCGAAGAUUUGCUUCAAAAACACAAUCUGUUGGAGGCCGAUAUUAAUAUCUUGGGCGAGAGAGUCAAGGCGGUAGCUAGUCAGAGCCAGCGAUUUGUAGAUGAGAACGAUGAGGGCUAUAGGCCAUGCGAUCCACAAUUGGUGUUGGAUCGGGUACAACAACUAGAAGAAGCAUAUGCCCAAUUGGUGCGUUUGGCUGUCGAACGCCGUUCUAGACUAGAAGAGAGCAGGAAAUUGUGGCAAUUCUAUUGGGAUAUGGCAGAGGAAGAUAAUUGGAUCAAAGAGAAGGAACAAAUCGUUUCGACCUCCGAUAUUGGACACGAUUUAACUACAGUGAACUUACUUCUGAGUAAACAUAAGGUUCUUGAAAAUGAACUGUCUGCGCAUGAGCCGCAAUUGGAAGAAGCAUUAAGAGUUGGCGAUGAGCUGAUACAGUCGGGCCACUUUGGAGCCGAAAAGAUCCAGGAAAGUUUAACACAGAUCCGCGAUGCCUGGAAGCACCUGCUGGACUUGGCUGCAUUCAGACGUAAACGGUUGGAAGAAGCUGUUGACUAUCAUCAACUGUUUGCUGACGCAGAUGAUAUCGAUAUCUGGAUGUUGGAUACUUUACGGUUGGUUUCUAGCGAAGAUGUGGGACGUGACGAAGGAAACGCUCAAUCAUUGCUAAAGAAACACAAAGAUGUCACGGACGAGCUUAAAAAUUACGUUAGUGUAAUUGAAACUUUACAUCAACAAGCCGAUGCACUUGGGCCGGAGGUCGCCAACUCGCCAGAGGUGUCGCAAAGACUUGCUUCAAUCGACAAUCGUUACAAAGAACUGUUGGAGCUUGCCAAAUUACGCAAACAACGUCUAUUGGAUGCCUUGUCACUGUAUAAACUCUUAUCUGAGAGCGAUGGAGUGGAACAAUGGAUCAGCGAGAAGGAUCGCAUGUUACAAACGAUGAUCCCGGCAAGGGAUAUUGAGGAUGUAGAAAUAAUGAAGCAUCGUUACGACGGAUUUGAGAAAGAAAUGAACUCCAAUGCAUCGAGAGUUGCUGUGGUCAAUCAACUUGCAAGACAAUUGUUGCAUGUGGAACAUCCUAACUCUGAACAAAUCACUGCCAGACAAAAUCAAUUGAACCAGAAAUGGGCUGAGCUACGUGAAAAAGCCGAAGCGAAACGCGAGGAGCUCAAUUCGGCACACGGAGUCCAAACCUUCCAUAUUGAGUGUCGUGAAACCACUACUUGGAUUGAGGAUAAGGUCAGGAUCUUGCAAGAAACUGACAGUCUUGAAAUGGAUUUGACAGGAAUCAUGACGUUACAGAGGAGGUUGAGUGGUAUGGAAAGGGACCUGGCUGCCAUCCAAGCUAAAUUAAACUCUCUACAAAAGGAGGCGGAUUCCAUUGAAGGCGAACAUCCCGAAGAAGCCGCCGUAAUCAGGGAAAGAAUCGUGCAAAUCCAAAUUAUUUGGGAGCGACUCACACAAAUGCUUAAGGAGCGUGAUGCUAAACUGGAAGAAGCGGGAGACUUGCAUCGUUUCUUGCGCGAUCUCGAUCACUUCCAGACCUGGCUCACUAAAACUCAAACCGACAUCGCUUCGGAAGAUACUCCCAGUUCUUUGGCUGAAGCUGAGAAGCUGCUAUCUCAACAUCAAGCCAUUAGAGAGGAGAUCGACAACUACACAGAUGAUUAUACAAAGAUGAUGGAGUAUGGAGAGAAGAUAACAGCUGAUCCCAGUACGCAAGACGAUCCGCAAUAUAUGUUCUUGAGAGAGCGUUUGAAGGCUUUGAAGGACGGCUGGGCAGAGAUCCACCAGAUGUGGGACAAUCGACAACAUUUGUUGUCUCAGUCAUUAAGUUUGCAGUUGUUAGAACGCGAUGCCAGACAAGCCGAAGUGCUUUUGAACAAGCAAGAGCACACAUUAAGCAAGGAUGAACUGCCAACCAGUCUAGAACAAGCAGAAAAUCUCUUAAAACGUCACGAAGCAUUUUUGGCUACCAUGGAAGCUAACGAUGAGAAGAUUAACCUGGUCGUGGACUUUUCUAGACGAUUAUGUGAUGAAGGUCACUUUGCCUCAGAUAGAAUUGGUAAACGCGCGGACAAUCUGGACGAGCGUAGACUGGCCAACAAAGAAAAGGCUCAGGCGUUAUUCGAGAGGCUCCGCGAUCAACUGGAGCUGCACCAGUUCCUACGCGACUGCGACGAAUUAGGUGAAUGGAUCCAAGAGAAGCAUAUCACUGCCCAAGAUGAGACUUAUCGCUCCGCUAAGACGGUACAUUCCAAAUGGACUAGACAUCAGGCUUUUGAAGCGGAAAUUGGAGCUAAUAAAGAACGUUUGUUAAACCUCCAACAUGCCGGAGAAGAGUUGGCAAAAGAAAAACCAGAGUAUGCGAACGUAAUCAGUCCGAAAAUCGAAGAACUUGCUGAUCAGUUCGAUGUCCUGGAACAAACCACUAAAGAGAAGGGCGAGAGGCUGUUUGAUGCCAACAGGGAGGUGUUGAUUCAUCAAACUUGUGACGAUAUCGAUUCUUGGAUGAACGAACUGGAAAAACAAAUAGAGAGCGACGAUACCGGAUCGGACUUGGCUUCCGUAAAUAUUUUGAUGCAGAAACAACAAAUGAUCGAGACUCAGAUGGCCGUGAAAGCCAGACAGGUGGAUGAAUUGGAAAAACAAACGAAACACUUGGAAACGGCCGCACCAGACAAAGACAUCAACGAAAUCAAAGUCAAAAAAUCCAAGGUGGAGCAACGAUUCGAACUGAUCAAACAGCCACUGAUCGAACGACAACGCGUUUUAGAAAAGAAAAAGGAGGCAUUGCAGUUCCGCCGCGACGUCGAAGAGGAAUUGUUAUGGAUCGCCGAAAAGAUGCCCCUAGCGAAUUCCACCGAGUACGGCAACAAUCUGUUCCAAGUGAACACGUUACAAAAGAAAAAUCAAUCGUUACAAACGGAAGUUGAAAACCACGAGCCUCGCGUGAACACCGUCUGCAAUAACGGACAAAAGUUGAUUGACGAGGGACACGAAGACUCGAACGAGUUCAGCAGGUUGAUCAACGAGCUGCACAAGGCAUGGCAGGAAUUGAAGGACGCGAUAGAGAAGAGGAGGGAGAAUUUGCUGAGGAACGAGAGGGCGCAGCAAUAUUUGUUCGAUGCCAACGAGGCCGAGAGUUGGAUGAGCGAGCAGGAGUUGUAUAUGAUGGUCGAAGACAGAGGGAAAGACGAAACAAGCGCUCGCAAUUUAAUGAAAAAACACGAGAGCCUCGAGGCCGCAGUGGAGGCCUACGCGGACACUAUACGUUCCUUGGGUGAAACCGUCAAGGCGCUCACGCUCGAGGGUCACCCAUUAGCCGAACAAGUCACGGUCAAACAAUCACAAUUGGACAAACUCUACGCUGGUCUCAAAGAUUUAGCUCAGGAGCGUCGGGCGAAGUUAGACGAGGCCCUCCAACUGUUCCUUCUCAACCGGGAUGUAGGUGAUUUGGAGCAAUGGAUCGCCGAUAGGGAGGUGGUUGCCUCGAGUCACGAAUUGGGUCAAGAUUACGACCAUGUGACCCUCUUGUGGGAGAGAUUCAAGGAGUUCGCUCACGAUACGGAAACAAUUGGCAGCGAACGAGUGGCUCAGGUGAACGAUAUCGCGGACUCACUUAUUUCCACCGGUCAUUCUGACUCGGCAACGAUAGCCGAGUGGAAAGACGGACUUAAUGAGGCAUGGCAAGAUUUACUCGAGCUGAUCGAAACUAGGACUCAAAUGUUGGCCGCCUCUAGGGAGUUGCACAAGUUCUUCCACGAUUGCAAAGAUGUUCUCAGCAGGAUUUUGGAGAAACAGGUGGCGAUGUCCGACGAACUGGGCAGAGACGCUGGGUCUGUUUCCACUUUACAGAGGAAACAUCAAAAUUUCCUGCAGGAUUUGCAGACGUUAUCGAGUCAGGUCGGACAAAUACAAGAGGAGAGCGCUAAGUUGCAAGCCAGUUAUGCUGGAGAUAGAGCCAAAGAGAUCACCAAUAGGGAACAUGAAGUUGUGUCGGCUUGGGCGAACCUUCAAGUGGCAUGUGACCAACGCAGAGCCAAACUGGCCGACACCGGUGACCUCUUCAAAUUCUUCAACUUGGUGCGCACGUUGAUGCAAUGGAUGGACGACGUGGUAAGACAGAUGAACACCAGCGAAAAGCCGCGUGACGUCGGCGGUGUCGAGCUGCUGAUGAGCAAUCAUCAAUCGUUGAAAGCGGAAAUCGAUGCGAGAGAAGACAAUUUCACUUCGUGCAUUUCUUUGGGGAAGGAGCUGCUUAGCCGAAAUCAUUAUGCCAGUGUCGAGAUUACUGACAAGUUAGUGACGUUGAACGGACAUAGGGAGGCGUUGGUGCAACGGUGGGCAGAAAGAUGGGAGAACUUGCAAUUGAUUUUGGAAGUAUAUCAGUUCGCGAGAGACGCGGCUGUCGCAGAACAAUGGUUGAUCGCCCAAGAGCCCUAUCUGAUGAGCACCGAAUUGGGACAAACUAUUGACGAUGUGGAAAAUCUUAUAAAGAAGCACGAGGCCUUCGAAAAAUCCGCUGCAGCGCAAGAAGAACGGUUUAGCGCUUUGGAACGACUAACUACUUUCGAAAUUCGCGAAAUGGAACGACGUGAAGCCGAAGCUUUAGCCGAGCGACAACGAAAAGAAAAAGAAGAAGCCGAGCGACGAGCGUUAGCUGAAGCUGCCGCCGCCAAAUCGAAGGACCCCGAAUCAGUUUCGUCUGAUAGACCUGAUGCUGGCGCAACUGCUGCCGAAGAAAGACCUGUGCAUGGAACGUCCCCUCGGCCCCAAAGUAUCGGAGGUAUGAGUCCCUCGACUCCUAAAGGAUCUAGUAGUCCUAGAUCGCAAACACUCUCGAGAUUCGAAGAGAAAUCGAAACGUAAAGACCGUUCAAGAAGUAAAUCGCCAUUCAGGAGCUUCAGGUGGAAGAAAAGCAGCCCCAAAACGCUCUCGGGAGCCCACAGUGACGACGAGGGAGUUUUGGCAUCGAGACAAGAAGGAUCUAGCCCAGAUGAUGAAGGUUUUGAGGGCAAUUUAGUAAGGAAACAUGAAUGGGAAAAUACAACUGUCAAGGCAACUAAUCGAUCGUGGGAUAAGGUUUACGCGGUUUUACGAGGUAGUAAAUUAUACUUCUACAAAGACGCGAAAACGGCCAAGUCUACCCCCGACCAGCGAUUUAAGGGCGAGGCCCCGUUACAGUUACACGGCGCAAACGCGUCAAUUGCUUCGGAUUAUAAGAAGAAAAAACACGUAUUUAGAUUGAAGUUAGAAAACGGCGGCGAUUUUCUAUUCCAGGCGACGAACGACGCCGAAAUGUCGACGUGGAUUUCGCAUUUAAAUGCGCACGCCGAUCCCACGUCAGCCUCAGGUCCGUCGCGCUCUCAAACGCUGCCUGCCUCCGCUCAAAAGGAGGAUCAGAAACGGCGCAGCUUUUUUACAUUAAAGAAAACAUAAAUUACCACUGACGCUGCUUUAAAUGCUAGUACGUGCUAGGUUAAUCGAGAAUUAAGAUUUUAAUGGAGCUAUAUUUCCUUCUUCACUAAUUUUACCACGCUUUAUCUGACUGGUCUCAGACGAAACAAAUACUUUCCUGUCUUCUACUUUGCAUCAAACGGAAAAAGGAAACGCAAACCCGUUAGCGUUAUGAAAAUAAUUAAUGUUAACUUUUCUUUAUGUCUUGUAGAAACUGCACUAUAGAAUUUUCGAUGUAUAGUACAUACCUUAUAACGAUAAUGUGAUUUUUAUAUUAAUUAUUGAUAAUAUGAUAUUUCAGUGGGGUGAGGCAGCUCCACUAGUCAAUAUGGCUUUUUCGGGGUCUUAAAAAUACUCUUUCUUGUCAGCAGCAGCAGCUAACCUUUAAUGCCAGUGUAUUUAUUAUUAUUAGUAUAAUCGAAGAAUAAAUUAAAUACAUAAUAAUAAAAUGUUGUUAUAGAAGAUUGGGUUUCUAAAGAGAAACUAAUAACUGUAUCUUGAUAACUACUUGUAUUUGAUAAUAUCGACAAGUGUAUUUUUAUGUUACGAUCUUAAAUUUUUUAUUUUUUGUUGCGAUAUAGGUUUAUAUGAUUAUAUUUAUAAGUGUAAUAGUUUGCUUAGCGGAAGAAGGUGACAGUCAUUUAAAUAAUAUUUACAUAUAUCUUCUUUACGUCUUCGUUUAUUUGUAUUUUGUAGAGUUACGUCUAUUUUACAUAAUUAUAUUACUGUCGUCGCCGUCGCUUUUAAAUUACAAAUGGAGUUAUAAUAAAAAAUAAAUAUUGUUUUUGGUAAUAAA
Molecule: messenger RNA, 8121 nt
Organism: Anthonomus grandis grandis
Lineage: Eukaryota; Metazoa; Arthropoda; Insecta; Coleoptera; Curculionidae
Gene: beta-Spec
Product: spectrin beta chain
Exons: 13
Coding region: 198-7307 (2369 amino acids)
Biological process (GO): neuron development; actin cytoskeleton organization
Cellular component (GO): cell projection; cortical actin cytoskeleton; plasma membrane
Molecular function (GO): structural constituent of cytoskeleton; actin filament binding; phospholipid binding
Source: RefSeq, a predicted model, not a curated record